CUUGCUGCGCACUGAAAGGAAGGUUACUGGGGAGAAAUUGCGUGCUAUCAAUACUAGUAGUGGUGUUAAGAUGGAUUUCUAGGCCAAGUAAUGUUUACAAAGCGACAUGGCUUUCGUCUUCUCUUCUCUAUCGACUGUAUUUUCAAUAACUGUCAUACCAACUUCAAUUAACUUUAGAUUGUAUUCUUUAACGUUGGAUUUAAAGAUAAUUCCCAAUAUUUUUGAGGCACCUGAAAGCAUCUUGCGUCACACAAAUGGCGGACGUUGUAAACAGAGCCAGCAGCUUCUCAGAGGCCAAAGUGAAACAGCUCUUUUUAAGAUGAAUAACGUAGAUUAUGAGCGCUUGGAUAGUCUGGAGGGCUGGGUGGCCGUUAAAAGCAACAUAUUUGAAGAAACGGAGACGUUUAAACUGGGUUUUAUCGUACAGUGGAAUGUCAUCGAGUGUAAAUUCGCUGUCACCUGCCAUAAUCGGACGUUACAACGACAGAAACGCAAAGCCGAAGUUGUCGUCGGCGACCCUCCGAUGAGCUGGGCUGGACUCUUCUCCGUGAGCGAUCUGAAACACAUCCAUCAACAGUUUUCAUGUGUGGCAGACGUCCUGGGAGCCUGUUUCCCAGAUUUGUCAGAGUUUGAAGAGGGCAACAUUUGGGACUUGCUCUUCCUGAAUCGGCGGUCGGGUGCCGAAGACGACGAUGACAGAGAUUUUGAUUCACCGUGUAGGAAACUGGAAAAAUAUUUCAGCACAGCCAUUGACAUCUGUGGACGGAAAAUUGUUCUCGAUACGUUAUUCACCCAGGAUGAGCGGGAUGUUGAGGAAUACUUUGAAAAUCUGCAGGAGUUCAAGAGGAAGACCAUGCAGGAGGAGAUGUCGAGGGCCAAGGGACACCUGCGACAGCUGCUGCAGAGUCAUGGCAGCGCAGACCGAAUGGUUGUGCUGCUCAGCAUCUAUGAGGAAGAGGAUGAGUCCUACCAGGACCUGGUCACUGUGGCCACCACCUUCUUCCAGUAUCUGCUGCAGCCUUUCAGGGACAUGAGAGAGCUGGCCUGCCUCUACAAGAUGGAGAUCCUGAAGUCUUUGGAGUUUGAGGACUUGGGACCUAAGAGAAUUGCAGCUCUGGAGAAGGAGGCGGAGGAGUGGAGAAUGAAAGCAGAAGAUGCAGUCGCCUCAAUUCAGGACAUCACUGUCACCUACUUUACGCAGACUUCAAAGGCUCUGGCUGGUAUGUUAAAGCAGAUGGAGGAGGAUAAGUGUCGCUUUGGACCGGCUGCCUGGGCGUCUGCAGCUCCCCGGCUGGAGAAACUACGCUUCUUAUUGGCCAAAGAAACCCUGCAGCACAUGAGAGCUACAGAGAUGUGCCUCAACCGCAAGAAAGACAGCAUCAGAGAGAGGCUGGGCAGCCUGUCUGGCGGAGUCCAGAGCCAGAGAGCUGAUUCUGGGUCUGCGUCUGAGGAUGGCCAGCAGCAGGACACAGUGGACCAGCUGGAGCUGCAGUUCUAUGAAACCCAACUAGAACUGUACGACACCAAGUUUGAGGUCCUGAAGAAUGAGGAGCAGCUGCUGGUGGCUCAGAUAGACACGGUGCGACGGCAGAUUAAAGAACUGAAGGAGGAGGUGGUUUACUAUGAUGUGUGUGAAGAUCCAGAGGAGCUGCAGAGCUUGGUCCACACAGGCAUCCAACAAGCAGACUCUCCGGCCGUCAGUCAACUCAAAAGACGCCUACAGACCUUGGAGACCAAGAGAGGCAACAUCUGUGCCCGGCGAGCUUAUCUCCGUAACAAAAAGGAUCAGUGCAUGGAUGCCCAAGAACAGAAGCAGCUGGCAGCUAAGCAGAGCUCCAAAGUCUUCAACCAGCAUCAUCAAGUCCGCCUGAAACGAGAGAAGAGGAAAGAAGAGGAGCAGAGGAGAAAACUGUGGGUGGACCAGGAGCGAGAGAAGACUCUGAGCAGAUUACGAUCCUUCAGAGAGAAGCGACAGGGCCAGUACAUCCUGAAAACUCCUCAGUCCAGGAUGUCUCCUUCAGAAGUCCCGUGUCCCUCCCAGCCGCUGUCCAUCAUCAGCCUCGGCCCCUCUCCCUCCUCUGAAGGACCCCCCCCCUCCGUCCGUUCUGCACCCCGACGCAACAAAGCACCCAAGAAACAGCAGCCUAAAGACAUCCCUGUUCAGAUCUAUUCCCCGCCGCCGCCUCCAACAACAAAUAUCCCUUCUGCACCUCCGCCCCCUCCACCACCACCACCACCACCACCACCACCACCUCCCCCACCACUGCCCCCUGCUGUAACUCCCCAAGCUUCCUCUGAGGACACACCAAUGCCUCUCAGUGAAAAAGAGGACCCUCCUUUCCCAGCCAAGAACAUGCUCAAACAAAAUAUAGGAACAAUGGAUGAAGUUUUGGCCUCACUGCAGCGUGGACAGAUUCAGCUUCGAAAGGUCCCCACUCCCAGAACAGCGCUCCCUGCUGCUGACCCGAGGAGCAGUCUGAUGUCUGCCAUCCGACAGGGAGUCACCCUGAAGAAGGUGGUUCCUGCACGUGCAGAGGUCCUAAGCAGCGGAGACAACGAGCUGGAGCGCAGCAUCAAAGCUGCCAUGAUGAGGAUGAAGAAGGUGGCGGCCGACUCUGAUGAGGACGACAGAGGAGAUGACGAGACACACAGUGGAGACUGGGACAGCUGAGCACACGCACACACACACACACACACACACACACACACACACACACACUCACACUCACACUCACACACAUAUACCGAUGAAGCUGUUCUCUUAUAUUGUCCCUGUUCUGUUUUAUCCAGCUUAUGUUGCUGCCAAAUUUUCACCAGAAAGCUUCUUUGACAGUGGGAGGAUUAUGCCUCUUCUGACAUAAACAUUGCAGGUUGUUGAAGUUGUCACACAGUAAUCAUAUUUGUUUUUUAAAUAGCCCUGAUAUGUUGAAAUACAUCAAAAACUGCUUAAAUCCAACUAGCCAGCAAAUGGCAGAGUCAGGAUUUAGCAGUUGGUUUGCAGAAAUCUCAAACUGAGCGAAGGAGGUGUUGUGCUACAACAUUCAUUAGGGAGAAAAGCUGAGCAAUAGCACUGUAGUACAGUGUGUAAAUGAUUGAAUUUCUGAAGGCCUUUUGUGAGACUGUCACACAGCAUGGGAAGCCUGUGCCACAGGCUCACACAACUACACUACACAACUCCACUAUCACACUUCUUCUGUUAUUUUGAAUGUAAUUACAACCGAACAACUGUUUUCUAACUUGACUUUACCCCUAAGGGCUACCGCAAAUUGACUUUUGUAGUUUUUGCGUUUUAUUACUAAACAAAGCAAGAGUUAUGUUCUGAAGUGCAGUGUUAAUUAUUUACAGCCUACAUGUCUGUGUGUUAGAGGCCGUUUGAUGCACUGUCCUGUCCUUUUUCUUUUUGUGUAAGAAAAGUGUGAAUGUGUUAGGCUUUAUUUCAGUGCAAUUUAUACAUGAUUUGUUAUUUCUUCAUCUCUGAUGCCAUAACAAAUGAAUUGACAAAGAAAGAAUGCUAGAUUCAUGUUUUGUAACUAUGUCCUUCUAAUGAUGGAAAAAAGCUUGCUCACAGGUUAUUGUUACUGUUUAGGGCAAUCUCCAUACUUAUACUUAUGACCUUUGAACCUGUGACAGAGCACUUGACUUACCUGAACCUCUCAAAAAGACAAAGUUAUAAUGUAUUAUGCACAAAAUACAUGGGUUACAGGGGAAAUUACUAAUUAUUGCACUUUGUUUUAAAACUUCUUUUUCUGCAAAGAUAUGAAACUUAUUCCAGUGUGUUACAGACGAGCUGUGGGCUGAUGAUGGGUGAGGCUGAAACACACUUGUACUGCUGUGUUUUAAUAAUAAAUGUAAUGACAUGUAAGAUCAUAAA
This is a messenger RNA of Seriola aureovittata, 3871 nucleotides long. Its product is annotated as WASP homolog-associated protein with actin, membranes and microtubules. The coding region runs from base 107 to 2671 and encodes 854 amino acids. Gene Ontology annotation, biological process: Arp2/3 complex-mediated actin nucleation; endoplasmic reticulum to Golgi vesicle-mediated transport. The record is from RefSeq and is a predicted model, not a curated record. The transcript has 11 exons. NCBI's taxonomy places the organism in Eukaryota, Metazoa, Chordata, Actinopteri, Carangiformes, Carangidae. Gene Ontology annotation, molecular function: Arp2/3 complex binding; actin binding. Gene Ontology annotation, cellular component: cytoplasm; endoplasmic reticulum-Golgi intermediate compartment membrane.